AUGGACGUCCAAAAUAGGAUAACAGCUUAUAAGUUUGUUGCUUAUGCAGCAAUCACCUUCUCGGUUGUGGCUGUUCUAUCCGUAUGUAUCACCUUGCCGAUGGUGUACAACUACAUUCAUCAUGUUAGGCGACAAAUGCACACUGAGAUCACUUUCUGCAAGCAAUCGGCGAAGCAAACGUGGACCGACGUAGACCUUUUGGGCCAGAACCCUCUGCCAGCACACAACAGAACGGCACGUCAAACGAAUGACCAGUGUGCUGGUUGCUGUAUCCGAGGUCCACCUGGACCUAAGGGACCAAAAGGACGACCAGGUAAACCCGGAAAGCCAGGAGCACCUGGUCUUCCCGGUAACCCAGGACGACCACCAGCACAACCUUGCGAGCCUAUCACUCCACCACCAUGCAAACCCUGCCCAGCUGGACCACCCGGCCCACCAGGACCACCAGGACCAAUGGGAGAGCCUGGACCAGACGGACCAGCUGGAGCUCCAGGAAUGGACGGACCACCAGGAGAACCUGGACCAAAAGGACCCGAUGGACAACCUGGAGAGAUGGGACCUCCUGGACCAAACGGACCACCAGGCGAGAAUGCACCCGAUGAGCCACUUGAACCUGGAGAGCCUGGAGAGCCCGGUAAGAUAAUACGGUCACAUACUUAU
Molecule: messenger RNA, 660 nt
Organism: Anisakis simplex (herring worm)
Lineage: Eukaryota; Metazoa; Nematoda; Chromadorea; Rhabditida; Anisakidae
Source: the annotation of a GenBank genome assembly